Loxodonta africana (African savanna elephant) is the source of this 6252-nucleotide messenger RNA. RefSeq names its product UBA domain containing 2 (gene UBAC2). The record is from RefSeq and is a predicted model, not a curated record. Lineage: Eukaryota; Metazoa; Chordata; Mammalia; Proboscidea; Elephantidae. The coding region runs from base 72 to 1193 and encodes 373 amino acids. Gene Ontology annotation, molecular function: serine-type endopeptidase activity; protein binding. The transcript has 10 exons.
GGCUCCGGGUCUCGCCGCCGCCUCCUCCCCUCCCCCCGCCCCCCGCGGAGGCUCCGGGCCCGGCCGGGACCAUGUUCGCCAGCACUGGCUCCAGUGGGCUUUACAAGGCACCUCUGUCCAAGAGUCUCCUGUUGGUGCCCAGUGCCCUGUCCCUUUCCCUGGCCCUUCUCCUGCCGCACUGUCAGAAGUUCUUCCUGUAUGACCUCCAAGCAGUAAAGAACGACUUCCAGAUUUGGAGGUUGAUAUGUGGAAGAAUAAUCUGCGUGGAUUUGAAAGAUACUUUCUGCAGUAGUCUGCUUAUUUAUAAUUUUAGGAUAUUUGAAAGAAGAUUCGGCAGCAGAAAAUUUGCGUCCUUUUUGCUGGGUUCCUGGGUUUUGUCAGCAUUGUUUGACUUUAUCCUCGUUGAAGCCCUGCAGCAUGCGUUUGGCAUCACGGCGGCCAGUAAUUUGCCUUCUGGGUUCCUGGCACCUGUGUUUGCUCUGUUUGUACCAUUUUACUGCUCCAUCCCAAGAAUCCAAGUGGCACAAAUUCUGGGCCAGUUUUCCAUCACAAACAAGACAUUGAUUUAUAUAUUGGGACUACAGGUUUUUUCCCAUAAGUUUGGCUUCACGAUCUGUAUCAAACGUUCAGAGGAAGUGUCACAGAGGAAGAGCACCAGGGCAUAUCAGCUUUUCACCUCUGGUUCCUACAUCUGGAUUGUAGCCAUAAGUGGACUUAUUUCUGGCAUGUGCUACAGCAGCAGGGUGUUAAAAAUUGAUCAGGUGCUCUACGUUCCCAAAUGGAUGGCCACGUUGUUUUCUUGGACCCUUGAACCCCUCUUUUCGUCUUCGGAACCCACCAGUGAAGGCGGAAUUGGGAUGGGGGCCACAGUGGACAUCCAGAGACAACAGAGAAUGGAGCUGCUUGAUCGCCAGCUGACACUCUCUCAGUUUGCACACGUGAGGCGACAAAGACAGCGGCAGGGAGGAAUGAUCAAUUGGAAUCGUCUUUUCCCUCCUUUACGUCAGCGACGAAAUGUAAACUACCAGGACGGUCAGCAGUCUGAACAACAAGCAUCCCCUCCUCUAGAAGUUUCUGAGGAACAGGUUGCCCGGCUCAUGGAGAUGGGAUUUUCCAGAGGCGAUGCUUUAGAGGCCCUGAGAGCAUCAAAUAAUGACCUGAAUGUGGCCACCAACUUCCUGCUGCAGCACUGACCGUCCUGAGGCCCCGCCACAGGGACAAGCCGUGCAGUGCGGAGUGACAGCGCUGCCACAUCAGCCGGGGAGGACCACACACUCUCAAGCAGUGAUGUCGUCAUGGGUAAAGGUGGCCCCGCUGCUUCGCUGCCCAUAACUACAAGGUUGUCUCAGUCCAUAGUAUCAAAAAUAAGUUUGCCAUUAAAUUAGCGUGGAUUUUCUAUCUUUAUUUUUCUAUGGGGUAUUUUCCUUCAUGGGGAGAAUCAUCACCUAUUCCUAAUGCGUUUAAAUUAAUGCAUUAUAAUUGCAGAUUUCUGUGAGCAGUUAACUAGCACUCUGGGAGGAAAUGACUGCUUUUGUAUAGUACUCUUAAGAGGGAAAGGGGUCACGUUUCUCCAGAAAGGACGUGACAGAUUACUCAGUAUGGACUUUUGUAAUUGCUAUUUUUUUCUCAGAAAGCUUUUUAGAUUGUUAUUGUCUUCCUAAGAGCUCAGCAGUACAUAUCUGUCGCACACAGUGACGUCAGGGGCCUCGGUGCCAACUGAACCUCACUCCAUCUGCAUUGUUCCAGCCUGCCCCAGUCUGGGGAAGUUUUCCCUGCCCCUCCUUACUUCCAUUUAAAAAAACAACAAUAAUAAUAAAGUACCCACUUGAGGUUCUGGAAGACUCCGUGAAACUUAACUGGGGUCAGUUUGCUCAGAGUAUCUAAAGGCAGCCACUCCGCUUAGGGGGUGAAAUGGGACAAAGAGAACAGUGGGCUCCCUGGAGCAGUACGAGAGCCUGAGCAGAGUGCUAGGUGCUGGCCCCGAGUGGUCUGACUGGGUUUUCACCUUUCUGCCCAGCUGCAGGGCUACACUGCCUGUCCCUUACUAUUCACACCAGCCCAUCUGGAAGCAGGUUCUUCCAAGGACCUGGAGCAUUGCUUGGGAUCAAGGCGUUAGGUAGGGUGGAUUACAGAGUAUGCCAGUCAGGAAGAGAAAGGUGGGCAGUUAGGAGAUGGGCUGAAAAUGAGCAUUUAAAAGAGCUAGAAUGCAUCAAUUAUCAAGAUUUAAGGAAAUUGUGCAACUGUUGUGUUCUGCAGAAUGAGCAGAAGUGUAUCAAAUUGAUGCAAAUUUAGACCUGUGUGUUACAAUAAAGUUUUUAAUGUGUUUUACUUCUCAGUAUUUUUUGUUAGAUGUAGCCAAAUGAUUUUGUUCUAAACUGUAUUUGCCACAAAAAAAAAAAAAAAAAAAAAAAUUGCCAGACUGUUCAUAUUUCCUUGGUGGUUUUUGUUUUGUGAGAAGCACUUGUGUUCCUGUAAGUAGGACUGGCCCCAGAACAUCACUAGGUCAGUGGUCUUACCAGGCCAAAACUUGGAAACUCAAGGGUCGUGAGCCACCUUCAUAGGCUCAUUGGGGCCAUAGAGCUGCUCGGAAUAGGCGUUCAGCCAACAUUCUGGAAGCCCAGCUGGCCUCAAGCACAGGUGACUGACUUGAAUCUGCAGUUGAAUUUCUCCAUCCCAGGUUAUAAGGAAUAAUUGGUGGGAAUGGAGAUUGCCUUGACCAGAUUCACUGACCAAGGAUGUGGUAAAGAGAAACUGAAAUUUCUGUUACCUCUGAGAUAAAUUUAAAUCCAUCCUCUGUACUUCCUGAUGCAGAGGGUCACAGGCAACGAACAACCCAUAUCCAAAAACGCAGUGUCUCUUAUGUUCCUUCUCACGUUGAGCACCAGCAAAGUAACACCAAACCAGGGUCACAGUUCUCACUCACACGAGAUUUCCAUUGCUUCUCUCCCAGAGGAUGGGGAGCCAAAGCCUCACGGUAUCACUAUUGACAAGGUGUCGAUUGAAAAGGAUUAACCAUUCAGCAGCUCCUGUUUGUCUUUGAAUCCGGACUCCCUUCUAAAUGCAAUUACAUUUCAGAGACCCUUGUCCUUUCGAAAGGAGCCUUCGUGGCCCUCUAAUUCAAUUAUUUUACUUUAAAGGGUAGAAAGUCGAGGCCUGUGUAGCUGAUGUAACCAAAGGGCACACACCUAAAUGGUGUCAGGGCUGGGAGACAACCUCAGGGUUUUUCCUGACUUCUUUCGCCCUCUUUCCCAGUUCCUUACAGCUGCUGAGGCCUCUCCUCGCCGAUCAUGACACAUUGUUUCCCAUCCUGUUUGUGCACCUGCCAGCCUUUCUGUGCCUUCAUCACAGCCUCAGGGUCAGCCCUUCUUACCAGUCUGGCUUGUCACUCUUGGACACCUUUUCUUUGCCUGAUUAAGGUCCUCAUCCCCGCCCACUCUGGCUUCCUGUGACACUGAAGGGAACUCGUUUUCCCUACUGCAGGACUUUGAAUACCUGAGAGCACCCACAGCUCAUGCCUGGACACCCAGAAGUCUUUCAGGCUGAUGGGGCCCCUACGAAGGAAAAGCUUUGUAUUCCAUGCACAGAGAUGCCUGACAGAGGGGGGCGCCAGAGAGCCACUUGAUUCGGUUUCCUAAGGUCUAGACAAGAUGGUUGAGGCUUUUGGUUUUGUGUAAAUGGGUAACAGAUGGGGCUAAAUUUUCAAGUGAGCAGAUUUCGCAUUGUGAGAUGAGACGAGGAAGAGAGGCAGAAAUAUCUAUGACGAACCCCUCUCCCUUCCCAAAUUAAGGAAAACUUACCUCUGAAGUCUAAUCCAUAAAUCUAGACUGAGUUUAGGAAGGUAAAGUUUUUAGGGAAAUUGAGCAUAAAAAUAUGAAAGCAUUCCAGUAUCACUUAGAAUGUUUUCUUAGCCCCUGAGCUUAUAAUAAUAUGUACCUAUAACAGUUACUAUUAAAUUGAAAUAGAAACAUCUAGAACCAUAAACCCUAGAAUGAUUUUGUUUUCUUUUAACCAGAUAGCUUAAGUCAUUUUGAAUUUUGUCCGAGUCAAAAGGAUCUGUUCUGCACUUCACAACCCCUAGCCCUGUUUUUUAAAGAGUUAGACCAAGAACAUCAAGACAGGCUUUCUAGCUCAAGCUAAAAUUUUAGUUCUGAAAAUGAGAUCUUAAAUGUAGGAAGAACUACCAGAAUCAUGUGAAUUUACUGGCCUGCUUGAUAUAGCAGUAACUAAUGGAGAAAUAAACACCGAUAGUUCAGUUCUGAUGGUGCCACUCAUAGGGACUUGAGGCAGAGGGAAUGGGGCAGAGUGGGCAUGGUUUGAGAGCGUAGGGGCAAAGUGGUCGUAGAUGUUGGAAAUCCGUCUGAGAAGAGGCAGGGAUUAGAGAAAUAGAUGGCAAGCCCUACCAUAGUGAUAGCAAAGAGUAAAUUGGAUGACUGGGAAUAUGGAGGGAGGAGAGGGUUAAUGGUGGAAUCUUAAGGAAUUCUUGCAUCUGGAAUAGAGGAAAAGAGCCAGAGGUAGGAAGAGAAUCAGGCGAGGGCAGCACCGUCAGGGGAGGUAAGAAAGUCAGGGGUGGUCGGCAGUGGCUGGGAGUAGUCAGUGCUGGAGGGGGAGGUCACAGUGGUUCCAGCCCAACGAUGGCAGACUCUGUGGAACAAGAGGUGGAACCUGAGUACAAGUGAGAAAACACUUGUAUUGGGCCACCUCGUUAACGGCAGUAUUCCGGUCUGCUGAAUCUUCUACACCAUGGGAAUUGCAGAGGUUGUAGCGAUUUAGGAAGGAGCCCUGGUGAUGUAGGGCUAAGAGCUCAGCUGCUAACUAAAAGGUCAGCGGGUGGAACCCACCAGCUACUCCACAGGAGAAAGAUGCAGCAGCCUGCUUCCGUAAAGAUUCCAAAACCAAAAACCAAAGCCACUGCCGUCGAGUCGAUUUCGACUCAUAACGACCCUGUAGGGCAGAGUAGAACUGCCCCGUAGAGUUUCCAAAGAGCGCCUGGCGGAUUCGAACUGUGGACCUUUUGGUUAGCAGCUGUAGCACCUAACCACUACGCCACCAGGGGUUCCUCUGUAACGAUUACAGCCUUGGAAACCCUAUGGGGCAGUUCCCUCUCUCCUAUAGGGUCUCUAUGAGUCAGAAUCAGCUGUACAGCUAUGUGUCUGGUUUGGUUUAGCGAUUUAGGUAGGAGUGCAGUCAGUACCAAGGAGCUCAGCUCGCUGGAGGCACAGUCCCCUCCUAGUCUCUUCAGGCCAGCCCACAACUUCCCAUAAAAGCUGAGUUCUGCGACCUCCCUGGGAUGUUCUGAGCUGUCCUCAGAGUUGAGUAGACAGAGAGGAAAGGCGAGCAGCCCAGAUCCUGAGGGAGGAGGAGGAUAGAGGGUCUUAGACAGAAAUGUACACCAGCAUCUAGUUACCUGGAGACCCAGCCUGGUCCUCACCCGAGUACACAAGUAGUCUAGGAACUCUGGGAUUGCUCCAAGGUCAGGGGCAGGGGGCUUUCCCUGAGCAGUGACGUGGGUAUCCCGGGCCUCCACCUUCGCAGCAGAGGAAAGCAGAGCGGGGCGGGUUGCAGUACUGCAGUGUGGCCCGGUAUCCAGUCACUGACACUAGAGAAAGCCUCGAGUCCCCACCUCUUAGCCCACAGGCAUGAGAAUUCUGUAGUCUGACCCCUACUCUGCCAGACUGCUUACAGCGCCGCUGCUGAUGCGGCUUCCUCAGGUGAGGCUGAGACCCUUUCUCCUGCGCGUAGUGUCUCCCUGUUCCUGAAUUUUGACAUUCACAGGUCUGUAGUGUGUUUGAACUAAAAGAACGUGUGUCUAGUUUAAGCCCAUGUUUUACAGGUGAGGAAACAGGGUCAGAGAGGCAUGGUAAUGUGGCCAAGGUCACAGGGGUGACAGUGAUGGGCUUGCUCUCCUAAGGGUCCCUGAGCCCCUUGAAUCAUUGUAACCCCUCCCCACAUUUAGCGUCUCUCACUGUGGUGUCCUCUGGGAGGGGGGGAGUCCCCUCAGCCCCUUGCCACCUACAAAGAGAAGGAGGAGAAAAGGAAGUUCCGUCUCUGUCCAGCCUUCAGAAUUACCCCUUGGGCUGUCCAGAUUUCCUCACAGGUUUUAGCUCUGACCAACAGCGGAGCGUCUGUUUUAUCCCCUGGUGUAGACUGGCCUCCCUGCUGUCUGCAGGAAGAGGGAACCUCUGAGGGGUGCUGCAGGGGAACAGUCUCCAACAGCACAAGGACAGGCUUUCUCCCUGUGGCACCAGAAUUUCC